AGACGCCGCCGCUUAGAUUCGCUGCCCGUGUCCACAAGCCCAGAAUCAACGACUCCCACGCCCUCUCUCCACUACCUCCAACUUUUCGGUCCAUUAAAAAGAUGCCCAGAAUACAAAAUCUAGCAGAUCUUACUGGCCUCUCCGCCUUCUCUUUACUCGCCCAGUCCUGUUUUUUUAGAGAUACCUUUGGGCUGUUUGCUCCUAGCGUCCUUGUCCAUAUCUUUAUUGGUUUCUUGGUCACCUUCUUCACACUCUUUGGCUUCUUAGAUGAAGCUGACUGACGGAAAAAAGUCUGUGGGCUGGAGAUUGUUUGAAGGAAGGCGUCCAUGGAUGGGAAUUUCGGUCCCACUGAGCAAAUUCUUUGGCCGAUAUCGGUCUUCUCCGGUAUCAUCAUGUGCAAGAUCGUAUACAAAAUUACAUGUCAGUUCAGCUUGAGGUACUUUAAGGCCUAUAACAGGCUAAGCAAAUUACAAAAGGUCGAAUGGAACAAUAGGGGUUUCUCCACAAUUCAUGCAGUGCUAGCUGCAACAGUUUCUUUCUAUUUGGUCGUGAUCUCAGACCUUUUUAGGGAUGGUCCUCAUGAAGAGCUAAUGAUAAAUAGAAAAUCAGUGCUAUCUGACACCCUAUUUGGGAUUUCUAUUGGUUACUUUCUCUCAGACUUGGCAAUGCUUCUAUGGUUUUUCCCUUAUUUGGGUGGCAAGGAAUAUGUCUUGCAUCAUGGGCUUUCCAUGUAUUCAAUUUUGCUUUCCCUGAUAAGUGGCAAGGCACAUGUUUAUAUACUCAUGGUUUUAUUUUCUGAAGCUACGACUCCCUUUGUAAAUCUCAGAUGGUAUUUGGAUAUUGCUGGGCAGAAAAGUUCUAAUCUGUACAUUUACAAUGGCGUGGCCUUGUUCCUUGGGUGGCUGGUUGCAAGGAUCCUUCUGUUCAUCUAUUUUUUCACCCAUAUGUAUCUUCAUUUUGAUCAGGUGAAGACAAUAUUUCCUCUUGGGCGAUAUAGUUUGGUGACUGUUCCACCUAUGCUGGCAUUAAUGAAUGUAUUUUGGUUUUGGAAAAUAUUCAGAGGCAUGAUGAAGACUUUCUCUAAAAUGAGCCACACCCAGUGAUGGUAGUAUUGCCUUUAGCCUUUCAAUUCCGCUCUCCUCCCAUGUAGUAUUUUUAUUGUUGCAUAUGUUCAUGCUAUUGUUGUAAUUCUUUUCACUUUUUGGUAAGACAAGCCACCAUGUAUCCUGGUAGAACUGUCUACCUGUUCUCCCAAGUCUCAUGGAGGAUUCAGUAACAGGUGAUUCUAGGGAAGAAGUUUCAGAAGAAUGUAAGAAAUUCAUGCCACAUGCUGUGAAGUUAGUGAAUGUUAAAGACAUUGAUUAGCUUGUUUUUGAUCUUUCUUUGGGCCUUUGUAUGUCAGAUAUACUAGACAAUAUUCUUAUCUUAAUGAAGCUGAUUGAGUUCUAUACAA
This is a messenger RNA of Phoenix dactylifera (date palm), 1453 nucleotides long. RefSeq lists its product as uncharacterized. Gene Ontology annotation, cellular component: endoplasmic reticulum; membrane. NCBI's taxonomy places the organism in Eukaryota, Viridiplantae, Streptophyta, Magnoliopsida, Arecales, Arecaceae. The record is from RefSeq and is a predicted model, not a curated record. Gene Ontology annotation, biological process: lipid homeostasis.